This is a messenger RNA of Hypoxylon fragiforme, 1246 nucleotides long. RefSeq names its product cyanate hydratase. The record is from RefSeq and is a predicted model, not a curated record. Lineage: Eukaryota; Fungi; Ascomycota; Sordariomycetes; Xylariales; Hypoxylaceae. Gene Ontology annotation, molecular function: DNA binding; cyanate hydratase activity. The coding region runs from base 378 to 875 and encodes 165 amino acids. The transcript is spliced from 4 exons.
GGAACAUACAUGCCUUGACAAACGAGACCCCGAGAUCCCGGCUUUUCUCCGCUGGGCCGAGCUAACUGGAGACGCCGCGUCCAAAGCUAAGAAUGCCGCAGCGCGGGGUCGUUGGUUUUGUUUUAUUUCGGUGACGUUGUUACGCUGCUUGAGUAGGUACCUGGUAAUCUAUUACGUACCGGCUACUUGGGACCCGGACUCCUCAUUUUGCUCACCUGGGCAUAUAUAAAAGCGACGAGGUAUUUCAGAUAACUACCUAACUUAGGUGAAUUAGGAAUAUCUUCGUUGAGGAACUUUUGCUCCAUCAUAUACCUAUGAGCUUUAUACACAAUUAACUCACCUCGUUGCCAAGAAAACCCUCAUACCAUACCGUGAAGAUGACUGACCACGUGAACGUCGCUACCCUCGACUCGACCCUCGUCGACCGCCUCCCCGCAUACUCCAAAACCCUCUUCGACGCCAAGGCCUCCAAGCAGCUAACCUUCUCGUCCAUCGCCGCCUCCCUCGGGCGCGGCGAAGUCGCCGUCGCCGCGCUCUUCUACGGGCAGGCUCAAGCCUCGCCCGCCGACAUCGAGAAGCUCUCCUCUCUCCUCGACAUCCCGCACGCGGCCCUCGCGUCGAGCAUGAGCGUCGGCUUCCCCGACAGGGGGCGCGCGGGCCCGAUGCCGCCGGUCGAGCCGCUCAUCUAUAGGCUCUACGAGAUCGUGCAGAACUAUGGGUAUGCGUUUAAGGCGGUGAUGAACGAGAAGUUUGGCGACGGGAUCAUGAGCGCGAUUGCGUUCUCGAGUAAGGUUGAGAAGGAGGUUGAUGGGGAUGGGGUUGCUUGGGUGAACAUUACUUUGAGAGGCAAAUGGCUGCCAUUUACUCGGUUCUAAGCGGAUGUUACCUCAGUGCCUCACAGCGCUUUGCUCGACAACGUCAUUGUGUAAACUUACUGCUGUUUUUCUAUCUGACUUGUUUCGACGGGAUGGAUUUGUAGGUUGCCAACUUGGAAAGAACAGCUACUUGUUGUAUCUCAACAGCAUACUUGUUUAACGUUUCUCUUGUGUCGCAUGCCACCGUGUUGCCAACACGUAGACCUGGGUACCUAGGUACGUGAUACUAAAUCGUAUAUAAAAGACAAGACAAAUCGUUUACUGCCUUCCCCCCGUUCUGGAGAAGAGCUCACCAUGUGUAACUACCUAACUGCUCUGCGACUUCGACGCUCUACCAGGUAGACAACCAUGAAACUCUCCACAUACCUAUG